Acinonyx jubatus (cheetah) is the source of this 4989-nucleotide messenger RNA. It is a transcript of the gene NDOR1, whose product is annotated as NADPH dependent diflavin oxidoreductase 1. The transcript has 13 exons. NCBI's taxonomy places the organism in Eukaryota, Metazoa, Chordata, Mammalia, Carnivora, Felidae. Bases 2905 to 4431 code for a protein of 508 amino acids. The record is from RefSeq and is a predicted model, not a curated record. Gene Ontology annotation, cellular component: cytosol. Gene Ontology annotation, molecular function: FMN binding; NADPH-hemoprotein reductase activity; flavin adenine dinucleotide binding.
CUGACCUGAAGGCUUUCUUUGCUCAGAAGCUCAGAUCACUGCCCUGGACCCUCACUGUUUUCAUUGCCUGGGGAGUCCAAGAAGCACAAUGAACAGUUGCCCUCCUAUAUCUGUUGCACGUUAGCCGUGGAUUUGGGAGGGAACUGGGGGCUCUGGCUGUCCUCCCUAAUAAACUGUUCACAGGCCACUAAAUAGCCUUGUUCUCCAUUUUAACCUUUAAUAUUUUCUCCAGGGCUAUAUAUGAAUCUGGUCUGGGUCUUGUGAGUGUUUCAAAAUUGUUGGACCUUCCUCUGGGAACAUUCUUCAAUUCUUUGACCAUCUUUUGAACACACAUUCUAUUCCAAACAUGAUCUAGUGCUGGGAAUCCAGCCAGGAACCUAUUUCUUUCCUCAGGGAGCUCACAAUAUAGCAAAAGUAACAAUUUUAACAGGCAGUUACAAUACGAGGAGAUACGUGCUGCCAGAGAAAGUGCCAGACGUCAUGAGGACAUUAAUAAACACUAUCUAGCCCAACCUGGAGGCUCAGGGAGAGCUUCCUGGAAGAAAGGAGUGUAGGCUAAGUCCUGAGGAUAAGUGGGGGCUAGCCAGGCACCAGGAAACUGGGAGCAGCCUGUGCAGAGGAGAAAGACCAGCUCAGGGAAGAGCAGAAAGCAGUUGGGGAUGACAGAGCCAAGGAAUGCAUCAAGGGGGGGAGGGGAGACGAGAGGCAGGAAGCCAGACCUGAUCCCAAGAAGCUGGACCGCCCCAGCAAGGUGGAUGGGCUUGAGGUGGAGGGCCAUGCAGUCCACUGGGUGACAGUCAUAUUUGUGUUCUAGCAAAACUGCUACGUGUCGACAGGGAGGACAGGCUGUAGGAGAGCAAGAACAACUCAAGAGGAUGCACAGUGAAGGCAGGAGGGGGGCAGACAGCAGAGAAAAACAAGACACCUUCCAGAGAUGUUAUAGUAGAAUUGAGAGGACGUGGAAUCACACAGGCCUAAAAGCUGGGAACAAAGAUGAAGUCGAGACAGGGGUUCGGGCUCAGGGACCAGAGUGGAUGGUAGUUCCAUGCACAGAGAUGGAGACCAGGAGGGCCAAGGGCUGGAAGUCGUCCAGGGGGAGAUACAAGGUAGGUGUGGAGCUCUAGCAAGGACCCUGGGCGAGGCAUGAGAAAGCCCCUCCCUUUCCCCUGGGACAGGUGGCCCUGAACACGGAGGGCAUGGGAGGUGGAGAAAAGCCUGUGAGGGGCAGGAAAGUGGCUCCCAACAGCAAAAAGAGGGAGUGCCCCAAAUCCAAGGUCAAGGCAGGAAGGUGAUUGUUCUGAGAGAAAAGUCUCCAGCACUCAAAGCUGCACAGAAGUGAAGUAAGAUAAAACCUGAGCAGAACUGGUAGGGUUUAUCAGCAAAGGGACUGCUGGUGACUUUGGGGAAAGCGGUAUCAGCGACUUGGAGAGAAGCGAGGUCACAGGGGAGCAGCAGGUAAGUGGAGAGAAUCUUAAGGACGUCUGUACAUUAAACAAUCACGAGAAAGAUUCUGGCUGUGAGUGGGGCUAAGGGGUUGGAAAGAAGGUGUUAAGGUGAGAGAGACCUGUUAAAGGCUGGUGGUGGGGGAGAAAGAGGCUCAUGACCGAAGAGCAGGGUCAGAGCAGGGGACGAUGGGAGACAUGGGGCCAAGACCCCAGCACAGUCAGGAGAGGUCUGAGACAAGAAGAGGGACAGGAGAGAAGGCAAGUGUGAGGGGAUCAAAGGCAGGAGGUGAAUUGUGGAUGCUGUGACACAGGACAUGGGAGGGGAGGGGAGGGGAAACAAAGACCUCUACGAGGUCAGCUGGGCUGGGGUGCAGACUGGACAUCAGAAGCCAACAGCAUGAAGGUGGUGAUGGUCACCCUGGAUGAGGGUGCACAACGAAGACUGCAGGCACGGACACCUCCACGGAGGUGGUCAGGAGGGGCCCUCCCCGGCCACAGUGCGACCUGCAGGCUCCUUGGAGAGGCUGCAGACUGAGGUCCCAGGAACACGGAGGAGGGGGCGCGGCACCUGCUGAAGACCAGGCUUAGUGACCAGCUCUGUACUAAACAGGAAGACACUGGCUGCCUUGCCUCAGUCCUCAGAACACUGUGGUCAGGCACGUGCUCCCGGCUAGUGGACCAGAGGAGCCCUCUGUGGGGAAACUAACCACAGUGCAAGUCCCGCAGGAUCCCGGCCACGAAACGCACGUUGGGUGACAGGCCCAAACUCACAGUUUUCUGUCAGCGUCUUAAGUACAAAUAGACCACGAAGAACCACCAUACCCUCAGGUACCCUGGAGGAGUAGAGGCGGAGCGGGCCGUCCAGAACUCGGCACCCACAGGACAGGAAGGGACACACAAAACAGGGCAAAAGCUGGAAGCGCUGGGAAUGCUCUUUAAGACGAUAGCAGGAAAACUUGAAAAGAUCAGAGAGCAGAGUUGAGAAAUUCUCCUGGAAAGUGUAACCAAAAAUGAACGAGGAACCAAGAAAGGAAAUAGCAAAAUUCUAAGAUCGUGUUAGUAACCUCGGAAUGAGAAACAGUGGGGAGAAACUGACCAAAGAGAGCAACUAAGAAAACAUCCCAGAACUGGAAAAGGGUCCACCGGGUACUUGGGAAGGGCCCAUCUUGAGUGGAAUGGCUCCCGCCAAGGCGCAUCAUGGUGGGUUACGGCUCUCGGGGAUCGAGAGUGCCCAGGUAGCCGGUGGGGGACAGAGGGGGACACAUGAUGCUGGUUUCUCAGCAGCGGUGGCCCAGCUGAACCAGCUUGGAGCAAGGACUCGGGCUUUUUGGAAAAACCAUUUCCACCAGAAGUGCACCCUGCCAACCUGCCAGUCACUGUGAAGGGAGGGCCCAAGCAUUUGCAGAACUUCUGGAGGUUCAUAUUCCGGAAGAAUCUGCCACCGACUUCCCUCUGUCAGAUGGACUUUGCUGUUCUGGGCCUCGGGGAUUCCUCUUACGCCAAGUUCAAUUUCGUGGCCAAGAAGCUGCACCGACGGCUGCUGCAGCUUGGGGGCAGCGCCCUCCUGCCUGCGUGCCUGGGAGAUGACCAGCAUGAGCUGGGGCCCGACGCUGCUAUUGACCCCUGGCUGCACGCUCUGUGGGAGAAGGUGCUGGGGCUCUACCCGGUGCCCCCUGACCUUGGCGUGAUCCCCCCCGGAGUCCCUUUGCCCUCCAAGUUCACCCUCCGCUUCCUUCCGGAGGCCCCCAAGAUGUGCUCUGAGGAGCAGCAUGUGGCCGGUGCAGAUCCCCCAGGUCCCCCUUCAGAGCAGCAGCCCUUCCUGGCACCCAUGGUCACCAACCAGAGGGUCACCAGCCCCUCUCACUUCCAGGACGUACGGCUGAUCGAGUUUGACAUCACAGGCUCUGGGCUCAGCUUUGCAGCUGGCGACGUGGUGCUGAUCCGGCCCCAGAACCAGGCCAGCCACGUCCAGCAGUUCUGCAGGGUGCUGGGCCUGGACCCCGACCAGUACUUCACGCUGCUGCCCCGGGAGCCAGGUGUCCCCUGCCCCACGCAGCUGCCCCAGCCCUGCUCCGUGAGGCACCUCGUGUCCCACUACCUGGACGUCGCCAGUGUGCCCCGCCGUUCCUUCUUCGAGCUCCUGGCCUGUCUCUCUCCCCACGAGCUGGAGCGGGAGAAGCUGCUGCAAUUCAGUGCCCCCCAAGGUCAGGAGGAGCUGUAUUCGUACUGCAACCGGCCUCGCAGGACCGUCCUGGAGGUGUUAUGUGACUUCCCACACACGGCUGGAGCUGUUCCCGCAGACUACCUGCUGGACCUCAUCCCCCCGAUCCGCCCGCGGGCCUUCUCCAUUGCCUCCUCUCUGCUGGCUCACCCCUCGAGGCUGCAGAUUCUCGUCGCUGUGGUGCAUUACCAGACGCGCCUCAAAGAGCCCCGCCGGGGCCUCUGCUCCUCCUGGCUGGCGUCUCUGGAUCCUGGGCGAGGGCCUGUCCAGGUGCCUCUGUGGGUGCGGCCCGGGAGCCUGACCUUCCCGGAGACACCGGACACACCUGUGAUCAUGGUGGGUCCCGGCACCGGUGUGGCCCCUUUCCGAGCAGCUGUCCAGGAGCGGGUGGCCCGGGGUCAGACCGGAAACUUCCUGUUCUUCGGCUGCCGCUGGCGCGACCAAGACUUCUAUUGGGAAUCUGAGUGGUUGGAGCUAGAGAGGAAGGGCUGCCUGACCCUCUUCACAGCCUUCUCCCGGGAACAGGAGCGGAAAGUGUACGUGCAGCACAGGCUCCGGGAGCUCGGGCCGUUGGUGUGGGAGCUGCUGGACCGCCGAGGCGCCUACUUCUACCUGGCGGGCAAUGCCAAGGGCAUGCCGGCAGAUGUGUCAGAAGCCCUGACGUCCGUCUUCCAGGAGGAGGGUGGGCUCUCCGGCCCUGAUGCAGCCAACUACCUUGCCAGGCUCCAGCGGAUGAUGCGUUUCCAGAGUGAGACGUGGGCCUAAGAAGCCAUCCUGCCAGCCUUGGCCACUCUAAAUGCUGCCCUCUGGGGGGCUACUGUCACCUUCCACCCUGUCCCCUGCACAGCCUCACUUCAGUCAACCUGGGGUCCUAUACCCAGUCCUGACAUCGCUGCUCACUCACCACCCCACCCCUGCCCCCAUCCAGGGUUGCAGGCUACUGCCGGCCUUUCCCCACUGGCCCCAGCUUGGGUCCUGGUCAGCAUGGUCCCUGGGCUGCCCCACCCUGCAUAAGGACGGGGCCCCAGGAAGGAACGGGCAGCCUGAUGGGCAUCAGGGGCUCCCCGGACACCAGCUUCCAGACAGCAUGCGAGCCCGGAGAGCCUUCUGAGGUUGUCCCAGGGGACAGCAGUUUCCCAGUCCCCCUCUGCCACAUCUCUGUGCCCACCCACAAAGUACAUGGUGCUGUCGCAGGGCCUCGCAGGGCCAGGGCUAGGGCUGGAAGGCAGGACCAGAGGAGACCCCCAGCUAGCACACUCUUUCCUCACCCUGUUCCUGGAACACCUCCGUAAUAAACUGUGGGCUCUUGUUGGCUGUUUCUGA